AUGGCUUGCCUUUGUUCCUCAAUAUAUUUGAAAAAGGAUUUCGUUAACCAACAUUCCUAUAUCCAGUAUCUAGUUUCAUGGUUGAUUAGUUUAAUUAUGAGUCUUACAGAUUUCAUGAUUGGCAUUUUAGCCUAUACGCUAAAUGAUGACAUUUUGCGCCCAUGCUAUUGUGGAUACACCAUAUCCUGUAUAUAUCUUUUUAUGCCCAUACCAAGGGUUUUACCACAAAUGCUCUUAGCAUUUGCCAUUAGCGUUUUGUAUGGGCUUUGUUCGACGUUUGCCGCCUUUACAAAAUCGACAGAAAAUGAAAAUAUGAAUGUGGACUUAAGAACUCUUUUACCAGAUCUAAUAUUUAUUAUUGGUCUUAAUGUGAUAGGUUUGUGCAAUCGAAUUAGACGAGAUUGUGCCGCAAGGAGGGUACUACUAACACGUCAUCUUAAUGUUCAAGAAAAUUUUUUGCUGAAAUUUGCCAAAGAUCAAGAGCACAGCUUAUUAAUAAGUAUUAUACCGGCUCAAAUUGCUGAGAAAAUUGGCCAGGAGAUUAAGACGCGAAUUGAACUGCUUAAGAACCCCAAAAUACCGAAUUCAAUUUAUUACAUUAGAAAACUUUUUAUAGAGUCACAUUACAAUGUCAGCAUUAUCUUUGCGGAUUUAGUCAACUAUACACAUCUGACGACAACGCUGGAUAUCAAGACCUUGGUGGAGACAUUACACGAUCUGUUCCAGAGAUUCGAUCAGGCCUGUCAAGAAUUCAAUGUAAUGCGCAUCAAAUUUCUGGGCGAUUGUUAUUAUGGUGUUACGGGUAUGCCACAGGCGCAUCCAUUUCAUGCACACUGUUGCAUUGAAUUCGGUCGUGCCAUAAUCGAACAAAUAUCUGAUGUUAGAAAUGUACGUAAUCUGGAUAUUGAUAUGCGCAUCGGAGUACAUUCGGGAAAUAUUCUUUCGGGUAUUAUUGGUGCUGCCAAAUGGCAAUAUGACAUUUGGUCUAAAGAUGUCGAUAUUGCAUCACAUUUGGAACAGACUGGUGUUGCGGGAAGAGUUCACAUAAGCAAAAAUGUUUUGAAAUAUGUCGAAGCAUAUUAUGAGUAUGAAGCUGGAACUGAGAGUGCCACAAGGGAUCCACUACUAAUAAGGGAGCAUAUUAAAACCUAUUUGAUCAUUAAACCAAGUGAAUUUAUGACCCAAUCCAAAGAAUGGAAAACCUAUAAGAAUCGAAUAAAAACGAAACGCAAACCACACACAUUUGCAGAUGCCAAAUAUACUGACGUUUCUAAGCCAUUGGACUAUAACUCGAUAAAAUCCCAGGCAAAUUUACAAAUGUCCGGAGAUAUUAGAAAAUUACCUAUCUAUAAAUUAGGCAUAAAGGAACAUCUAUUUGUGCGAAUGCCCCGCUUAGAUGCUUACGAAAUGGAAGAUUUUACAGCAAAUCGUAAUAUUAGCACAUUUUGCCUAUGGUUUAGCGAUUGGAAUUGGGAAUCAGUGUACAACUCAGAAUUUGAUGAAUUCUUCAAAAUAUCCAUAGCGAUGUCAUAUGCGAUACUAAUUUGUAUCAUGAUCAUGCAAGGUUCGAAUGAAAUCAUUCACAAUGUUCAAUCAUUCAUUAUUUUAUACACUGUUAUAUUUUUGUAUACAAGUGUUAUAUUAAUAUUGGUCUGGUUAAGACCCAUGAUGACAAAGUGUUCAUCAAAUAAUCGGCAACGAAAAUUGAUGUUUUGUGAUCCCGUGGCUCUGGAAAACGAUGAUGAUUUGAUGCAUGAAUUUUUACAAGGCGGACAUCGUACGUUGUGCUUUAAUUCAUGGGCCAUUACCGAAUGCAUUGUGCUCUGCAUGGCCAUGAUCUUUACAUUCAGCCACAUUCCCUAUUGUAUUCAAAUGGUUGCGGGAUUUGCUAUUACCACAUAUUAUAUGCUGAUAAUAUUCAUUGAAUUCGAUUUGGUAUACGAAUGCAGUUUGGUAACGAAUAAAACAAUACGAGCCGAAGCCAGUCACGUGUGGAAUAUUUUAACGGUCUUAAUGAUCUAUCAACUGAUGUCACGUCAUGUAGUUUAUGUUUCGAAAAUUGAAGCUAUUUCAAAAUGGCGCUUAGAAAAGAAACAGGAAAAUGCACGUGUAACGGAGGAAUCAAUACGAAUAUUAUUGCAUAACAUUUUACCAACCCAUGUAGUUAACAUUUAUUUAUCAAAUCGUUUGCGCAAUGAGCCUUACUAUGAACAACAUGAAUAUGUUGCCGUGAUGUUUGCCACAAUAGUAUAUGCUCGGUCCGGUAGCAUUGAGCUAAAGCUGCUCAAUGAAAUUAUUUGUGAUUUCGAUGAAGUGCUUGGUUACUACAAAACUCCCAUAAAGGUGGAGAAAAUUAAAGUGGCCAACUGGUCAUAUAUGGCUGCGUGCGGUUUCGAUAUUCCCUUUGGUGAUACCGUAAAUACAGGUGCGGGUCUACCAUUUAAAUCAAUGUUCUUACUAAACAAGCGUCCAUACACGACCUCAUUGUCCGGCGGACAUGUACCACGACCGAGUGGUAGUAAACAACGUAUAGAGAAUAAAGAGAUGGCUGAAAAUCGCAGUUCGGAAACUGAUUCCGAUGAAAAUUCCAAUAAUUCGACAUGGCAAAAAAGACAAGUUGUUAUGACAAUGACACAAUUUGCUUUGGAUCUGUUGGCAAGUAUGCAUUCAUUCAAUGUGGCAAAUCAAUUGGAGAGGGGCAGUGAAGAGCCGCCAAUUAUGUUGAGAAUUGGCAUAAGCAGUGGCGAGGUUAUGGCUGGCGUUGUUGGUUCUUCCCAAGCCCAUUACGAUAUAUGGGGCAAUGCAGUAAAUAUGGCGUCUCGCAUGGAUUCAACCGGUGAAGUGGGUUGCAUUCAAAUUACCGAAGAAAUUGCUGAAGCAUUAAAAUCAUUUAAUAUCAAUUGCAAAUAUCGUGGAAUGACUGAGGUCAAAGGUCGUGGCAAAAUACCAACAUAUUUUAUAACGAUAACGGACAAAUUUGAAUUUGAAUAUUUUAAAGACAAUGAAAAACUUCAUCAAGAUUAA
Messenger RNA from Musca vetustissima, 3024 nucleotides. RefSeq names its product adenylyl cyclase X E-like. Gene Ontology annotation, biological process: intracellular signal transduction; cAMP biosynthetic process; adenylate cyclase-activating G protein-coupled receptor signaling pathway. The coding region runs from base 1 to 3024 and encodes 1007 amino acids. Gene Ontology annotation, molecular function: adenylate cyclase activity. The transcript is spliced from 15 exons. The record is from RefSeq and is a predicted model, not a curated record. NCBI's taxonomy places the organism in Eukaryota, Metazoa, Arthropoda, Insecta, Diptera, Muscidae.